GGGGAGAAGACUAGUACGGAUGGACCCAAGCAUCAGUCAUCGCCAAUUGCACAGUCGGACACUAAUGAACCCAGUAACCACACUGAAGUGGAACCUGUGGUAGCACGGGUGGGGGAGGAAACUAAUACGGAUGGACCGGUCGUGGAAGCUCAGGAAGAGCCUACGGAGAAGAGGGAUGCACCGAAUGAUGGCAAACCAGUCUUAGCUGGUGCGGUGAUUGUUGGGUUAACUGUUGGGGUGAUUGGGACAACAAUGGUGAGCCAGGGGCAUGGCCCUGCCAGUGCUGACCGGGAAGACGAUCUAUGUGUUGUAGACACUCACAGCGAUGAUGGCAACGAUCGCCCCGUAGAGUAUCCUAUCGCGAACAACAGGUCAUCUGUGGAUAAGUUGAAGUUACAGGCCUCGUCCAGUAGCGGAGGCGACGAAAGUAGCGACUCUGACUCUGAACAUGAGAGUGUGGGUGUCAAGAAAUCGUCUGGCAAGAAAGCAAAGAAAACCAAAACAGGAGAGAAACCCAAAACAGGAACAGCAGAAAAAACCAAUACUGCAGAGAAAUUCAAAACAGCAAAGAAAAAGAAAAACGCAAAUAUUGAACCAUCGAGCGUGAAAGCCAGUGCAGCUGACACUGUUCUACCCGCAGAAGUGGGUAGGCCAAAGUCGGAGUCUUCGGCUGAUGAGAGCAACAGCGGCGGCGCUACAAGUAGUAGUAGUAGUAGUGGUGACUCAAGCGAGACCAAUGACUCUGAUAGCGACUCGGAUUCUGAUCAGGAGAGUGUAGAUGACAAGAAAUCGGCUGAGAAUAAAACAAAAAAGGCCAAGACAGCAAAGACCACAAAAACAACAAAGAAAGUGGCCAAUGCACACGGUGAAGAAUCGAGCGUGGAAGCAAAGGCGGCUAACACUCUCCUAUCCGCAGAAUCACAACCAAAUGAAGUUGGAGGCGACGAUGUGAGUGCGGCAUUGGGGCACGACGAUGUCCCGCCAGAGGUUAUGCAACACAAUCUGGGCAAAGGAGUUGCGGCAGGGGGUGGCGGGGCGGCUGUAGUUACAGCUACUGCGAACAACGCGAGUGACGAGGCUCCUCAGGCACAGCCAAACGUUGGGCACAGUGGUCGUGACAAUAGUGCACAGGCGGAGUCGGUGGAUGACGCAGGAGAGAUAAAAGACGAGGUGUGUGGUCAGGGGGAUAUUGUACACAGGCGCAGCACAGGCGCCGUUACAAACAACGACGGUGCGGGUACAGCGAGUGACUCGGAUGCCACGUCUCACAAAUCAGACCACAGUAUUCGAAGUGAUCGUGCGACCUCGAACAGCACUAUGAGCACACACCGUGCAAGCAAUAAGAUCGUGAAACGCACCUCGGAUGCGUUGACGGACAGCUCAUCCUCUUCUGACAGCUCAGAUGACGAAGACAUGACGGGGAAGGAUGCCGAGUACAUCCGUAUGAAAGAACACAGACACAACGUGCGGGUAAGACAAUACCGCUCCGAGAUUGUAGCGUUGCGUGCCGAACACGCAGCCAUACAGGCGGCCCGACGGGAGGACUUGAACGUGCAAAAAGACUACACCAGCGAUCUAAGCAGCAGUAGCAGCCGCGACAGCAGCAGUGAUGAGCUCAGCUAUGCCGAGGGACGGAGCUUGGUAGCACGGCUGAGGCGGAAGGUGGCACGUGGGAAGGCUAAGCUGUCAGCAUCUCGCAUGUCCAGAAAGAUGAGCAAGGAAGGCGAGAUCACUCAUGUCGAGUCUGGCGUGCAUCGUACGGAUAGUACCCCCAAAGCGAGUAAGAGCUCAAGCCUGGGGAGUGCCGGUGCAGACACGCACGCUGACGCAGUCAAAGGUGAAGAGAAAAUACAGCUUAGCGAUGGUAAGGUGGUUGCUGUGAGUGCGGUGGACGGGAGGAAGGCUGAUCUGGAAGUGAAGCUCAACCGCGGAGAAAUCAAUGUGCCGUUGGAACGGUACAGUCCGGAUUCAGUGCAAGGCGAACACAAGUAUAAGCCUGCCGGUGUGGUUGUGGUGGGGGCCGUGAAGACGGCUGCGGCCGCCUCCAUUCCUGCUGAUGACUACGUGGAUGUCUCUGAUGUGCCAGAUGGUACCGGCAAUGAAGUUGCUGAUGAUAGAGUGGUUGAUUCUGAUGUGUCCGAUAUAAAUGGUAGUGCAGACGUUUCUGUAGAGUUAAGCGCAGAGGGUGAAGCCGGCCAUUCAACAGAAGAAGUGGUGGAUGCGGAGAAGAACAUUGCGGUCUCUGCGUCACCGUCCGGAUCGCAGACGAAGAGCGAUGGCGAUAUGUGUCCCAAUCCUACCAAAAUGGACGGGGUGGACGUAGAGGUAUUGCGUGUGGCUAUCGCGAAGCUGCAGGUUGAGUACCGGGCUAUCCAGGUGACACUCGACGAGUAUGAGCAGAUGGAGGAUGAGUACUUGGAAGCGAUGAACAGCUGUGGUGAUAACGGAGACGAAGCCUCGCGCUUGACUGAGCUGGCACAGAAGUUGAAACGGUUGAUGCUGGGAGCGAAAGCGCGGCUUAUGGGAUCGAAUGGUGGUAGGCAGUCGAUACCUGCGCGUAAGGGUGUGGACCAUCACAGUGAGGAUAGGGAGGCAGAUGAGGUGUCGCAUCGAGCGGAGGGAGUCGCAGUGGGUGUGGGUGCCACUAUAGUGGCUGGGGCGGUGUCGGCACAGAAGCACCAUGGCACUGACCAGCGCAAUGGGAAGACCAAAGAAACACGCAGCACCGAACAGCAGACGGAUACAGCUGCGAACACUCAGAAUGGGGUAACGGGACGGAGUGAUAAGGACAAGAGGGAUUCGCCUGUGCAAGGGCACGUUAAGGAGAACGUGGAGGCUGUGACUGGCGACCUCAAGGGCGUGGCCAGCGACAGCAAGAUUAGUCCGUCUGAAAUGCUCGUGCAUGUGAUGAGUGGCCUGGAGGAUGUGCCGGUGAUGGAUGCGGAGACCGAGACCAAUCUGAGAGACUCGUCGCCGCCGUUUGAGCGCCUUGAUCUGAUGGCGUAUGAGAAUAGCACCGCAGGCACACCCUCCCCUCAGACUCAGGAUGUAGCCGAAAUCGGAGCCAUGGUGGACUCGUUGCGGACGGAACACAACAAGCUCCUGGCGUCACAGGCACGGUUCUGCGAGGAUGUGAGUGAACUGCAGGCCACGGAACAGGUGCAAAUCGAGACAGGUAGCUUCUGCAGCAACACUGACAGCGGUACGGAAAAAACACUGGAGCGACGGCGAGACCAGCUGAAGCGCAAGAUCGCACGUGGCAGAGCCAGGUGGGCGGCUCAGCGGGCGAUGAAGGCGGAGGCCAAGGCUGAGAAGCAGAUGGCCAGCAACACUACGCCGUAUCGGGGUAGUGGUGGUGUAUCGCAAGCAAGCACAAGUAGCACAGUAGAUACCCAGAGUGGAGGGAACAAGUCAGACGGUGUGGAGACACUGCAGGGGUCCGGGCAGCGCGGUUCGAGGGAAGGAGGCGCCGAAGGAAAUGCAUCGGCCAUAGAUUCGAUUGCACCGGAAGUCGCACCCUCAAAGUUGGCCCAGGAUGAAGGGGUUAUUGCGAGUGAGGAAUAUGUAAGUGGGAAGGAGCGGAAUGAGCCGCUGCCAGGGGAUAGCUCUGUGUCCAGCCUGCGGUCGAUGGUGGCGUCGUUGCGUGUUGAGCAUGCCUCUCUGAAGAUCUUACACGAGCAGCGUGCGGCUGCUGCCGUGGCUGAAAGUAGUAAACCAGACCCAGUUCAACACAACGGUACAGUCCAGGCCAGGAACACUACGAGUUCAGAUUCCAGUAGUGGUAGUGGCGAGGAAUCGUAUUUGAGACGGAUAUUUCACCAUAUGAAGAAGAAGAUCACACACGUGAAGGAGAAGCGCCAGAGGGCGAAGGAGGCGAAGGUUAUUGAAAGGGUGAGUACUGUGGGGAAAAGCGGUCCUAGUUCGAAAGUCGGGAGCAAGGGUGGCAUGGUAGCGGAUGCUGGUGGUAGCUAAUGUGAGGGUGAGUGGAGAGGAACGGAUAGAAAAGUACACGAUGUCGAUGAUCACAGAGCACGGUAGGCUGCGGAGAUAGUGUGUGAAUGCAUAAGGCCCUCUGUGUAAUACGAUUGUUUUAGUGCAGAGUCGCACGUGCGGUAUAUUACACAGGACAGCGAAAUCCGCACAGUAAUGGCGAUGGGACUACAGUGCCGAGUGCGUCUAUCGGAUGGUGCGAUGCCGUGCCGAUGGCGGCAGUGCUAAGAUAUGCCAGAAGGCGGUAUAUUCUAACCCGUUGCCGUGUUUGCUAAUAGUAUGAGAAUACCAAUCCACACCUCCUGCUCUUCGUAUCAGUGUAAAGGCUAUUUGAGAGGAUGGGUAUCCUUGAAUUUACUACUGAUACUUUUGAUUGUAAUCUCACGCUCCGGAAGUGUGGUGCAAUUUGCUGAAAGUACAGAAAGCGCUCAAGGUGUUACAUACUUGCGCUUGUGAUGCAAUUCCGAUAAUAAAGUAAAAUAUAUUUAUUGUA
Molecule: messenger RNA, 4483 nt
Organism: Sphaeroforma arctica JP610
Lineage: Eukaryota; Ichthyosporea; Ichthyophonida
Exons: 1
Coding region: 253-3972 (1239 amino acids)
Source: RefSeq, a predicted model, not a curated record